CUCUCGAAGAUCUGACUAGCCAUGCUCCUCACAGAAAGGGAAUGCCCAUGCAAGCGCAUGGCGCCGCCCUCAAUUUGGCAAUGCCGCUCAUCGCCAUCAACCAAGGAGAUGAGGUAGGCGCCUCCUCCCAAAAUGCAAAAGCAUCCGCCUUUCCCGAGCUUUCUGGUCGUGAUCCCGGGCCAAGUCCCAUCAGCGGGCCAUACCAAUGCGACGCGCAGCAAGACAAAACCAGCCUUGACUAACGAGUCCGCCUUCCCUUGGUCCGGGCUGUGGAGCGUGAGGGGGAGUACGAGAAGGCAGCAGGAUUGCGUCGUCAGCUGCAUUUCGCGCUCGAGACCAUCGGGGGGCUUCUUGCCGCAAAGAUGACCGAAGAAUCGGCCCAUCUCGGCAUGACCGAGGCGCCUGAAUGUGGGACAGAAGCAACGUUGCACUGCGCGUCCGUGGCUGC
Molecule: messenger RNA, 448 nt
Organism: Sodiomyces alkalinus F11
Lineage: Eukaryota; Fungi; Ascomycota; Sordariomycetes; Glomerellales; Plectosphaerellaceae
Exons: 1
Coding region: 133-366 (77 amino acids)
Source: RefSeq, a predicted model, not a curated record